This is a messenger RNA of Thalassophryne amazonica, 6327 nucleotides long. It is a transcript of the gene atp10b, whose product is annotated as ATPase phospholipid transporting 10B. NCBI's taxonomy places the organism in Eukaryota, Metazoa, Chordata, Actinopteri, Batrachoidiformes, Batrachoididae. Gene Ontology annotation, cellular component: plasma membrane. Gene Ontology annotation, molecular function: magnesium ion binding; ATP hydrolysis activity; ATPase-coupled intramembrane lipid carrier activity. The record is from RefSeq and is a predicted model, not a curated record. The coding region runs from base 145 to 4053 and encodes 1302 amino acids. Gene Ontology annotation, biological process: phospholipid translocation. The transcript has 21 exons.
CAUACAAGCUCACACAGACACACACACACAGAAGAUGGGCCUCAGGUGAGUUCCUUUGUCUUGUACAAAAGGACAGUGAGUGUGGAAUCAGUCAAGAUGGGAGAGAAAAGCUGGUGAGACGAGGAAGAAGGCUACACAUCCGUCAUGACGAUAACAAACCCUGUGGAUUUGAUGCGGGAUGUGUUUAGUGGUCAUAGGGCAAGGGAGAAGGAUGUCCGCAACUUGGUGUCUAAUCUGCCUUAUGAGGGCCUGGAAAAGAGGAAGCAACCCAACCGCUUCUUCCCAGGAAACGCCAUCAAAACCACCAAAUAUUCCCCCAUCUUCUUUAUCCCGGUGAAUCUCUUGAAGCAGUUUUGCCGCUGGGCCAACGUCUACUUCGUAGGACUUGCAGCUUUGAACUUUUUUCCCGUUGUGAAUGCCUUCCAGCCUGAAGUGGCUCUUAUCCCCAUCUCUAUCAUACUGGCUCUGACAGUCCUGAAAGACACCUGGGAGGAUUUCAGGAGGUACCAGUCCGACAGGAAGCUCAACAACACGCCAUGCUUGGUUUACUCCAGGACUGUGAAACACUUUGUGGAGAAGUGCUGGAAGAACGUGCGAGUGGGAGACUUUGUGAAGGUGGUUUGCAAUGAAAUUGUUCCUGCGGACCUCCUGCUUCUGUACACAUCAGACCCUCACGGCAUGUGUCACAUAGAAACAGCCAACCUGGAUGGAGAAACAAACCUCAAACAGAGGAGGGUGGUACCAGGAUUCUACACCCCGGAUUCUAAGUUUGAACCUGAACAAUUCAACAACAACACAGUCCUGUGUGAAAAGCCCAACGACAAUCUGGAUUAUUUCAAGUGUUCUGUAGAGAAACCCAAUAAGGACAAGGUGGGUGCUGGAAUCGACAGUCUACUGCUUCGAGGCUGCACCGUGAGAAACACAAACCACACCAUUGGAUUUGUGGUGUACGCAGGUCAUGAAACCAAGUCCAUGCUGAACAACAGUGGGCCGAGGUACAAACGCAGCAAAGUCGAGCAGAGACUGAACGGUGACGUCCUCCUCUGUGGCGUUCUCCUCUUUACCAUGUGUCUCAUUGGAGCAUUAGGUCACUUCUACUGGCUGCAGGACCUGCCUAGUGCGCCCCCUUACCUGGUCACCAACAGUGACGGUCACCUGGACAGUCCUUCUAUGUCCGCUUUCUACAUGUUCUUCACCAUGAUCAUCCUGCUGCAAAUCUUGAUUCCUAUCUCGCUCUAUGUAUCCAUCGAGCUGGUGAAGGUUGCUGAGAUCUUCUUUAUCACUAAUGAUGUUGAUCUGUACGACGAGGAGCUGGACAGUCGCAUGCAGUGUAAGGCCCUGAACAUUACAGAAGACCUGGGACAGAUUGACUACAUUUUCUCAGACAAGACUGGCACCCUUACUGAGAACAAGAUGGUGUUCCGCCGAUGCACCAUCAUGGGUACCGAAUAUCCCCACAAUGAGAACACCAUUCGUUUAGCUGUCCUUGAUGAGCCAGAUGAGUCAGAAGAGGAUGUCCUCUUCCACCAGCAGCCACGAGUCUCACGAAACCUCCACCCUGAGGAAACGCAGCUUCACCAUAGCAGUCGAUGUAAGAACAAAGUCACAGAAAACAUCCAGAGCAGUGUGGCUUUCAGCAGUCCUCUGGAAACUGAGGUGAUUCCGGACAAAAAACUGCUGCGGCGCGUCAGCACUGCAGACAACAUCCGGACCACGGAUCCGUACCUGGACUUUUUUCUGGCUCUCGCCAUUUGCAACACGGUGGUGGUUUCCAUAGCAACGCCUCAGAGACAGAGGGUGCGUGGGUAUCUACCCUCCUCUCAAAAAACCAAUCCACUCGAUGCAUUGUUCAACCUAGCUGGCUUUCUUCGUAAAAGCUUCACCUCCUGGAAGAGGAGACCUCAGAGUUCCGGCACAGAAGACUUGGUUAUAGAGUUAGACCAAAUUCCUGAUCCUGUAAAACUGCAAAAUCCUGGAAACACCACAGACACAAAUUCCCUUCAUCUUCAACCCUGGAGCGAUAGCGCUUCGGCGUUCACAGGCAUGCUGUGCUACGAGGCGGAGAGUCCAGAUGAGGCGGCCUUGGUGCACGCAGCCAGAGCAUACGGCGUCACCCUGCUGGGUCGCACGCCUCGCAGCGUCACAGUGCGGCUCCCAACUGGGGACGAGCUGAUGUUUGAGGUGCUGGACACCUUGACUUUUGACUCCAACAGGAAGAGGAUGUCUGUGUUGGUGCGGCAUCCAAUCACCAAAGAGUAUGUGCUGUACACUAAAGGUGCAGAUUAUGCUAUCAUGGAGCUACUUGGUGCACCCUAUGCAGAACAUCUGAGUGGCAAACAGAAGAAUACAGCAAUAGAUACUCAGAAGCACCUUGACUGCUACGCUAAGGAGGGUCUGCGUACGCUAUGCAUUGCAAAGAAGGUGCUGAGUGACAGAGUAUUUGAAGUCUGGUCAGUUAACAGACAGAGGGCUCUGGCUGCAAUAGAAAACAGAGAGCAGCUCAUGAUGGACACUGCGGUGCAGAUGGAGACAAACCUCACCCUGUUGGGGGCCACGGGCAUUGAGGACCGUCUGCAGGAGGAUGUCCCAGGUACCAUUGUGGCUCUGAGGGAGGCAGGAAUCCAUGUCUGGGUGCUGACAGGUGACAAACCAGAGACAGCCAUCAACAUUGGCUAUGCCUGCAAGCUGCUGGAGGAGGAAGACCUGUUGAUCAACAUGAGCUGCAAAAACAAGGUUACGUGCACAUCCAUUUUGGACUGCACACUGGAGGAAGUGAGGAGGUACGAGAUUGACCCUGGGAAUGUGGACACAACCCAAAACAUAUCGUUGGUAAUUGAUGGACAGACUUUGGCUAUGGUCUUGAAUACAGACCUGCAGGACCGUUUCGUGGAGCUGGCGAAGCGCUGCCGCUCUGUGCUCUGCUGCAGAGUGACACCGCUACAGAAAAGCACAGUGGUGAAGGUCAUCAGGGACAAACUCAAGGUCAUGACUCUCGCUGUUGGUGAUGGUGCAAAUGAUGUCAACAUGAUCCAAGCAGCUGAUAUCGGCAUUGGCAUAUCUGGACAGGAGGGGAUGCAGGCAGUCAUGGCGAGUGACUUUACCAUUUCACGCUUCAAACACCUGAAGAAGCUUCUUCUGGUUCAUGGACACUGGUGCUACACUCGACUGGCAAACAUGAUCAUCUACUUCUUCUACAAGAAUGUGGCCUACGUGAACCUUCUGUUCUGGUAUCAGUUCUUCUGCGGCUUCUCUGGCACCACAAUGAUCGAUUACUGGUUGUUGAUUUUCUUCAAUCUCUUCUUUACAUCUGCACCUCCCAUCAUGUUUGGGAUCAUGGACCGAGAUGUUUCAGCAGACAUGCUGCUGGGUCUUCCCGAACUGUAUCGAACUGGACAAGGAGCAGGGGAAUACAGAUGUUCAACCUUCUGGAGUUCCAUCCUGGAUGCAUUUUAUCAAAGUCUAGUCUGCUUUUUUAUUCCAUACUGGGUAUACCAAGACUCAGAUGUUGAUAUUUUUACUUUUGGAACUCCCUUGAACACUGUUUCUUUAUGUACCAUCCUGCUGCAUCUAUCAAUUGAGAUCAAAGCAUGGACAGUGGUUCACUGGAUCAUCAUGCUGGGCAGUGUGGCCGUCUACUUCAUUGUAACCCUAAUUUACACCGCCACCUGUAUCACCUGCAACCCUCCCUCCAACCCCUACUGGAUCCUCCAGAGGCAAAUGGAAGACCCCAUGUUCUACCUUAUUUGUUUCUUCACCACUGUGUUAGCACUGCUGCCCAGGUACUUCUUUCAUGCAAUGAAGAACACUCUCAACCCUUCCCCACUGGUGGAGGCCAGGCGUGUGGACCGGAUGAAGCCUUUACUUAGAGACGCUUGGAUUAAAGAGUGGAGGAGCUUCAGGAGCGGAGGGCAGGUCAAACGGUACAGGCUGUCUGCUCCACCUUCUCCAACCAUGGAGAUGUCUGCAGAAGCAUAUCCACCAUCUCCAUUCCCAACUGACCUGGGAAAAGAAAUCACUCUGAACGUAACCAGCAAGAAGCCGGUUCACCUCUGAGAAAUGAUAAAUGUGGGUCAUCAAGAAAAAGUCAUUAGCACACUGAGUUAUAAUUACUUAUUUCAUUUUAAAGCAAAUAUUUUGAAGAUAUAAUAUAUAAGAAUGUAGAAUAAUGUGUGUUUUUGGCAAGGGGGAGGUUUCACAUUAAUUCAGCAGGGAAGGGAGGCAGGCGUGGGGUGGAGGGUGGGGGGGUAUAUUCCUCGAUAUGAAGUGAGACAUCAUUGAUUGAGGUGAUAAAAUCAUAUUUUAAAUCAUUUCUUGCCAAGAAAAUAAGUCCUGUCUUUCUAAUCGAGACUCCACAGGGAACACAGGGGCCCCCUUACUUUUCUGAAGAGUUUUCAGUCCACAGCUUUAACUCAAUUAUUCAUGCUGCCUACUGCUCCAAAAAGUGUCACUUCUCCAAAACAAAAUGCUUAGCCAUUUUAAAAUCUUCCCCUCACCUAGAUACCGUAAACAGCCACAAUGAAUCCUGUCAUCGAAGCACACUGUGUGCACAUGUACGCGUUGCACACAGUAGGGGAGAGUGGGGUAAGUUGUGCUGUUUUUUUACUUAAAGUUACUUUAAAGCGAGGCCAUGAGAGUAACACCUCCAACUUAAUUAUGUAAAUAUAUUUCAGGAUGUGGUGCAACCGUGGGAACAAUGACUUUGGAACUGAAGUAAAGUAUUGAAGAAAUAUAGCUUUCUGAAAAAAAGUGGUCUUGUGGCACAAAUUGCCCCCGGUGCGGGGUAAGUUGUGCCUUUGGAGAGCAUACAUUGGGGUAAAUUGUGCCAUUAAUUAUUUAAGUAAAACUGUAUAUUUUAAUAACAGAAAUUGUAAUGCUAGCUGUAAUAGCUAGACAAAUGCAAUACAAGCUUGCUCAUUUAAGGUUUAUUUAAAGUUAUUUUAACAAUAUUUCUCAAUAUUUUCUUGAACAAGGCCCAACACUUCAGAACAAGGUUGAGUUCAAAAUGAAAACAUUUCCAAGGCCUAGAGCCUAGAGUUCGGUUAUCAAAGAACUCCCCCACAUUGUGCCUAUUAAAGGCAGUAGCUCUACCAAGAGAGGUUGCUUCAGGAGUGCGGCAUGAUAACUGGUAGUGUGCUUUAAAGGCCGCAAACCAAUCACAUCCUAUGAAAGAUUAAUUUUUUUUUAGCAUUAUUAUAAUAUCUCUUAAUUUUUCCCUUAUUGAGCCAUUGCAGUUUACAUUAAGAUUUACAUAAGUUGAAGCUAUAAUAAUAAGCAUUUCCUUGGGAAAUAAUUAUUAAUGGUCCCUAUUACUUUUUCUUAAUAAAUGCACAUUUAACCAAACCUGCUUUUUCCUCUUUGAUCCAGCUGGCAGGGAUAUUAAAGUAAUUUCUUCGUGCACUCAAAAGCCAGUUCACGCCAUUUAAUGGGACUUAGACCAUGAAACAUCGCUGCUAGGGCCUUUAUAUGUUCUGCCAGCUCUUUCUCCAUAUGUUUGUUAAAGACUUGAUUGGCAAGUCCAGUUCUUUUAUAUCCUGGCCUUAUUUCUUCUCCAUGUAUCAUUUUAAUGCCAUCCUGCAUAUGUUCAUCUGCCUUGCCACCUGACGAAUGGGCUCCCCUUUCUCCACCUCUUGCACUGCUCUGUCCAUGACCUCUAGAGGAGUGGAAGCUCUGUCUGUCUUCCUCUUAUAAUUUUGUGGCAUGAUGGUUUAUUUCUGUUUUUACCCUAAAAAUAGGAAUGUCACACAGUUUUAGUGAUUAAAUAUAAGAAUACAAUGUAAAAUUACAAAAAAAAAAAAUGUUUAAAAUGUUCAUAAGUGGGGGUGAGUUGUGCCACUGGCACAACUUAACCCAGACCUUUUGGCACAAAUCACUCCAACCCCACCAUUUUGGGAAAAAAUGCAUGAUCCAGCAGAUUUAAGCUAACAUCAUGCUAGCUAUAUAGACUCAAAGUGUAGCUUACCAAAGCACUGCAACAUGUGUGAAAUGUUUUUAAACUUGUCUAUAACCGUUCAGAUACAACAAUAAAAAAAACCUUGAUCAUAGAAAUUUUACUUUGAAGGGCAAAAAACAGUUUUUGCACUUAAAUAUGCUUACAUCUCAUGCAAUGAUGCUCCCUUCUUUACAGGAUGAGUAAAAUGUCUGACUCUUCAAAAAUGAGUGGUCACAUGGCCAAUUCCUUAUAUGGUUCCCGAGAAACCGGUGCUGGCACAACUUACCCGCGGCACAAAUCACCCCACACUCCCCUACACACACCUCUACAUUUUCAUUUAAUUUUCCUAUGUUAAAAGAUUGUGUUUUAUGGGCUGGGCCUUUAGUAAUUAGACUUUU